Messenger RNA from Siniperca chuatsi (mandarin fish), 4040 nucleotides. It is a transcript of the gene galnt11, whose product is annotated as UDP-N-acetyl-alpha-D-galactosamine:polypeptide N-acetylgalactosaminyltransferase 11 (GalNAc-T11). The transcript has 12 exons. Lineage: Eukaryota; Metazoa; Chordata; Actinopteri; Centrarchiformes; Sinipercidae. Gene Ontology annotation, molecular function: Notch binding. The record is from RefSeq and is a predicted model, not a curated record. Bases 1668 to 3425 code for a protein of 585 amino acids. Gene Ontology annotation, biological process: regulation of Notch signaling pathway. Gene Ontology annotation, cellular component: Golgi apparatus.
AUGAAUCUCUCAGCAGGCUGUUUUACAUUACUUACUGACAAUCGUGGCCACUUCAUGCAGCAUUUGGCCAAGUGGAAAGAGGCUGGACAUGAACUUCUCUCUUUUUUCAUUCUUCAGACAAACAUUGUCACUUUUCAUAUGAACAACUGAGUGUAACGCCGUUAAUAUCCACAUUUGUACGAUUCGUAACGUACUACAGAGACGAUCUGGGAGAGGAGGCUUUUCACUCCGCCUUCCAGUGUGGACAUUCAGAACAGACAGAAACACGUUUGCCUUUAGACGUGGUCGGAUAAGACGUCCGCAAAUUUGGCCGCACGGCUGUUCAAACGACCAAUGUACCAACUGUACAGACGUUACCUGUAAGCUAGUUAGCAACGACGUAGCAACUGCCUUUUGUGUGUUUGUGUUGAGUUCGGCCUCGGACUGAAACUCCGGUUCUUUCUGUUAUUUCCCUCCAGUCUCUCCUUUUUCCUCUGGUCUCUGUACGACUAUGACGCAAAUUCAUAAAGCUCCGGGAUACACACCAAGAUUUUCCACCAAGAGGUUCGAACCUUUUCAACGCACGUGGACAUGUCAUCGCCCCGGUUUAUUCGUGUCUCAUUACAUCUUUUCAUUCACUUUGCAACUGAUCGCCUCUAAAAUCCGCUUUGCGUUCUGUCUGAACACAGUGAAAGUUCACUCUCAGGAAGCCGUAUAGCACCUCAAACAGGUCCGGUCCUGCAGUUGCACACAGUCAGACCUGGUUUCGUGUUUGAACUUCCUAAAAUGGAGCUUUUAUUGGGUUCAAACCAGUUUGGUCUGUAAUAUUUUCCUCAGACAGCUGUAUAUUCCCUCCAUAUGCGACAGUGACAGCAUGUACAUUAACAGCUCGCCUUGAUCUCCUUGUCCAAAACAAAACCACCAACCAGCAUCAUCCAGCCGCAAAACCUGAAAACAAACAGAAACCACAACCUGAAGGGGGGCCAGGGUUCAGUUGAGAGCCGAUAGUAGUGAAAGUAAGUAGUGAAAGUAAAAUUAAAUUCUUAGAUCGAGAAGUUUCUGCAGGACGCUGCCGGCUUCAUCGCGAACAGUUACCGUCCUCCGGACUGCGCCGGACCCCGGAGGGUUCACCGAGGAAGAGGAGGCGUCGCCAGACGGGGAAUGGAGACCAACGCGGGUUGGAAAGCUUUUAGCGUUUCUGCACAGGGCCCUCUGUCCUCUGCUCAAAGCAAAUCAGGAAGCUUCGGUGCUGAAACAGGUUUUGGCAGAAGGCCUGUCGCUGGAAGUGAGGGAGCAGUAACUGAUGUUAUACAAGCGGCUCCGACCCAGAAGUCUGGAAAUGUUCUGUCUGAAACGUCUUUGCGAUGGACGUCAUAUAAGGUGAUGAGUCCAGAAACAAUGCUGAGUGCAUUAACUUCAGCAUCUCCGCACUGCCUCCCACUACAGACAGACAUGCGGCUCAGAAGGACUGGAAGAGGAAAAGUAUUGCGAGGGAACGCAAACGCAGUCCUCAAAAUCAGUUCUCGCCGUGACCUUUAGGGGGCGCCGCAGGUCAGAGUCAGACUGCUGUUCUUGGUUUCAGCCACUAGAUGAAGGCAGGACCAGGACCAGGACCAGAAUGGACAGAGAUCUGCGGGGGCAGUCAGGAGAAAAGCAGUGUGAUGUAAGGCGAUGCUCGCUCGGCCACCAUGGCCAGUGUCACGCUGAGGUACUUCUGUUAUGGCUGCCUCGUCACCUCGGCGACCUGGUCCGUCCUCCUCUUCCUCUACUUCUCUCUGGGGGCGGAGCCCGGCCAAGGCAGGACCCCCCUGCAGCACCGCAGCCAGCCAAUCACCAAGGGCCUGGCUGACCGGAGGGCGGGGCGUCGGCCUCUGCCGGCCAAUAAGGGAGGGGAGCUGUCGCCAGAGAUGGGGAUGAUCUUUAACGAAGCAGAUCAGGAGGUGAGGGACACUGGUUACCAUCGACACGCCUUCAACGUCCUCAUCUCCACCAGACUGGGAUACCACAGAGAGCUGCCCGACACCAGAGACUCCCAGUGUCGGGAUAAGGUGUAUCCUCUGGCUCUACCUUCUGCCAGCGUAGUGAUCUGUUUCUUUAACGAGGCGUUCUCCGCCCUGCUGCGGACCGUCCACAGCGUGCUGGACCGAACACCGGCCUUCCUGCUGCACGAGAUCAUCCUGGUGGACGACCACAGCGAGCUCGAGGAGCUGAAGGACGACUUGGACCGGUACGUCAGGGAGGAGCUGCAGGGGAAAGUCAAACUGGUGAGGAACCAGAGGAGGGAAGGGCUCAUCAGAGGGCGCAUGAUAGGAGCCUCACAUGCUACUGGUGAGGUGCUGGUCUUCCUGGACAGUCACUGCGAGGUGAACCAGGCGUGGCUGCAGCCUCUGCUCGCUCCCAUCCAGAAGGACCGUCACACCGUCGUCUGCCCUGUUAUCGACAUCAUCUCGGCCGACACGCUGUCCUACUCGCCCUCGCCCAUCGUCAGGGGCGGCUUCAACUGGGGGCUGCACUUCAAGUGGGACCCCGUCCCCCCCUCCGAACUCAACGGGCCCGAGAGAACCACGGGACCAAUCAGGUCUCCCACCAUGGCAGGCGGUCUAUUCGCUAUGAACAGGAAGUACUUUAAUGAGCUUGGCCAAUACGACGCCGGCAUGGACAUCUGGGGCGGGGAAAACCUGGAGAUCUCCUUCAGGAUCUGGAUGUGUGGCGGUCAGCUGCUCAUCAUCCCCUGCUCCAGAGUCGGGCACAUCUUCAGGAAGAGGCGGCCCUACGGCUCGCCGGGGGGGCAGGACACCAUGGCCCACAAUUCCCUGCGGCUAGCGCAUGUAUGGAUGGACGAGUACAAGGAGCAGUAUCUGUCCCUGCGUCCAGAGUUACGUGACCGCAGUUACGGCGACAUCAGCGAGCGUGUGGCGCUAAGGAAGCGGCUGCAGUGUCACUCGUUUCGCUGGUAUCUGGACACGGUGUACCCAGAGAUGCAGACCGUCGCCAACGGCAACAAGCAGCAGCAGCAGCCGCUGUUCAUCAACAAGGGCCUGAGGCGGCCCAAAGUCCUGCAGAGAGGACGGCUUCGUAACCUAGCAACCGGGCGCUGUCUGGUGGCGCAGGGCCGAGCCAGUCAGAAGGGCGGAGCGGUUGUCCUGCGACCGUGCGACCCCCGAGACCCCGAACAGGACUGGGCCUAUGAUGAGGAGGGUCAGCUGGUCUUGGCAGGUCUGCUGUGUCUGGAUGUGUCAGAGGUCAGGACCUUUGACCCCCCCAGACUAAUGAAGUGUCACGGCUCGGGGGGGUCGCAGCAGUGGAGCCUGGGGAAGUCUAACCGGCUCUACCAGGUCUCCGUGGGUCAGUGUCUCUCCGUUGCUCAGCCAAUCGGGCCCAAGGGUUACGUCUCCAUGGCGAUAUGUGACGCGUCUCCGGCGCAGCAGUGGCAGCUGGACGGCUGAGGACGAUGACAUCACGCCUCCGUGUGCCGGACGGACGUCUUCGGUCCGGUUUUAUUGAGUCGAGACUUUAAAAGUCCGUCUCCACUUUGUGUUUUUAGGGUUUUAGUUCUUCUCAGGUCGGCUUUUAUUAGCCAGCUGAUUUUAUUUCGUUUUCAUCCUGAGCUGCUUUUAAAGUUUCACUUCCAGGAAAGACUGAAAAGACUGGAACAGUCCUGAAAUAUCCUGGAAUAUUUUGGAGAGACGGUUUCCAGGAACCAGCAGGAGGAGUUUAUUUUAUUGUUUAUUUCCAGGUCAUGAUGGGCUUCCAAGCCAGACCUUGAAAGCCCUGUAAUGACCUGGAAAAGCCUGGAGUUGACACUAUGAACUCGGCGACGAGCCGUGGGACAGUCGGCUCGCUGUUUCCAGUUUCCACGACGAUGAAACGCGUCGCUGGUGAAACUGAAAACAAGGAGCCGGCCAGACUGACACUAAUGAACAUGUUGAAUUCACCUGUGAUGUGUAACACACCUGUGUGAUGUCAUGAUUAGGUGACAGUAUUACAGCAGCCAGAAGCUGAACAGCGUUUAUAAAGUUUGUCUUUGUGUCGUUUCAUCUUCAAUAAAUCUUUAAAGUUCA